AUGUCUACCAGAGUAGCUGGUCGAUGGAGUUGUUUGACACAGUAUGUGAAUAAGGCUGAACCGCCAUUGUCACCAAGAAAAGUCUUUUUCGCAAAUCGCCGACCGUGUGAGGAGAGAGCUGGAGAGUCCUGGCACAGCCCACGCUCGCCCACGACGGGAAAGCACGACGAGCAACGACCAACACAGCCUCCUUUUCUCUCACCAGCCUCAGGCCGUCCCAGCAACGAGGCCAACAAGGGACAAAACUCUUACGAGCCAUCCGCGUCACUCUUGCCGGCCGACCACUCAGCGGAAGCGCAGCUCUCUGUGCUUGACGUUGCCGGCCCCCGCCCGCCCGCCAGCCAGCAACCCAGCCCUUGA
Molecule: messenger RNA, 360 nt
Organism: Plenodomus lingam JN3
Lineage: Eukaryota; Fungi; Ascomycota; Dothideomycetes; Pleosporales; Leptosphaeriaceae
Source: RefSeq, a predicted model, not a curated record